Messenger RNA from Lichtheimia ornata, 624 nucleotides. RefSeq lists its product as uncharacterized. The coding region runs from base 1 to 624 and encodes 207 amino acids. Lineage: Eukaryota; Fungi; Mucoromycota; Mucoromycetes; Mucorales; Lichtheimiaceae. The record is from RefSeq and is a predicted model, not a curated record. The transcript has a single exon.
AUGCAAGAUGUGAAGAAGAGGACAAGGAAGCCGGCUAGGCGAUUCGAGGUGGAUACCAACAAGCAGAACAUUUGGGACGCUUUGGGGAAUGCACAAGUCAACAUGUCGUUUAAGGAUCGGUUAGCCAUUGACAAGCAAGCAGCGAAGGAUUUGUGUGAUGGCAUUCGUUCUAUUCAUGGACGCAAACCCCGCAAAACCACUACCAAUCUACCGUUGUCUACCCAAGUGAAUGCCGUGAACCUUGUUGGAUCCGAUGGCGAAGAGAGUGAGGUUGAGGAUGAAAAAGAAGAGGAAUGGGAGGUGGAGGAUGAAAAAGAAGAGGAAUGGGAGGAUGAGUUGGAUGGAGAUGACGAAGGAAGUGCCUCUGAAUCGUACCUGUUUGAUUCCGAAUUCGAAGAUGAUGACGCUGAUGGAUAUCUCUCUGAUGGCUCAAUUACUCAAUAUCCCUACAAUCCUGAAUCCAUGGGUACUGCAAGGCCGUUUGCUGUCAAGGUGCAUAUCAAUGGUGAACCGGUGGAGGCCAUAGCGGAUACAGGAUUCAGUGUCAGUCAUAAGCAAACCACUUGCAAGGCGUUUGGAUCUACCAAUCAACAAGGAUCUUAUGUCAAUACAACAGCUGGAUGA